AUGGACGACAAAGAACCAAAAUCCAGUAUUUCGAAAACAUCCAGUUACGAUGAUGACGACGAUGAAAAAGUGGAAUACUUCCCAUCUGUGUUUGAAAAAGCAGUCAAUUUUUUACUUUGUCGGUUAGUGAUUAUUUCACAUUUUCAAAGAAUUGUUAAAUUUUUCAGAUGUGACCUCUCCUCACAAGUUCUUGAAUUCAAACCAGUUUCAUUAUUACAAUUGGUAUUUCCGCUUCGCCACACCGUUCGACUACAUUCUUCUGAUAAUUGGCGUCGUUACUUCCAUCAUCUCCGGCGUUUCUCAACCGGUUCUUGCCAUCAUUUCGUUAGUUACACAUUCAAGGAACUUUUGAAAUUUAAAAUUCAAAAUUUUAGGGGUCGAUUGACAAAUGUGUUGCUGGUAGUAGAUCCAUUGAGCAAAGAAUUUAAGAAUAAAGCAAUGGAAAAUGUGUAUAUUUUCUUGGGUCUUGGAAUAUUUGUAUCCAUAAACGAUUUCUGUCAGUACAUGUGCUUCCAACGGGUUUGUAGUCGUAUGAUGACUCAAAUGAGAAACCGGUACAUUUCUUCGAUCCUCCGACAAAACGCCGGAUGGUUUGACAAGAACCUCUCAGGAACUAUUACUACUAGACUCAACGACAACAUGGAACGAAUUCAAGACGGAGUUGGAGACAAGCUGGGAGUUUUGAUUCGUGGUAUUUCAAUGGUCCUGACUUCCGUGAUAAUCUCCCUUGUAUAUGAAUGGAGAUUGGCGCUGAUGAUGGUCGGUCUCAUUCCGGUGUCUACGAUUUGCAUGACACUUCUGUCUAGAUUCUUGGAAAAGAGCACAGGAGAAGAAUUGGAAAAAGUUGGAAUAGCUGGUGCAAUUGCCGAGGAGUCACUGAUGGGUGUUCGAACUAUCCAAGCAUUCAACGGACAGGAAGAAAUGGUUGCCAAGUAUGAAAAGCAUUUGAAUUCUGGAAAGAGGCAUGCUAUUAUCGGUGGAUUCUGGAGUGGAUUCUUCGGUGGCAUGUUUUUCUUCUGGCUGUUAGCAUUCAUGGGCUGUGGAAUUCUUUAUGGUGGAUACCUUUUAAAAGUUGGAAUCAUUAAAUCUCCAGGGGACGUGUUCAUUAUUAUCAUGGCAAUGCUACUCGGUGCAUAUUUCCUUGGUCUCAUCUCUCCUCACUUAAUGGUUCUUCUCAAUGCUCGUGUUGCUGCUGCUUCUAUUUACAAAACCAUUGACAGAGUUCCAAAAAUUGAUCCAUACUCUAAAGCUGGAAAGAAACUGGAUAGAGUAGUAGGCAAGGUGACAUUUCGAAAUGUUCACUUCCGGUAUCCAACUCGGAAAGAGGCAAAAGUUCUAAACGGACUCGAUUUAACCGUCGAACCUGGAACUUCUGUUGCAUUGGUUGGCCAUUCAGGAUGUGGGAAGUCAACAUCGGUUGGUCUUCUAACAAGAUUAUAUGAGCCAGAAGAUGGAAGCGUACAAAUUGAUGGAGUUGACGUAAGAGACCUGAAUAUGGAUUGGUUGAGAAAUAUUGUGGGUAUUGUGCAACAAGAGCCGAUUCUAUUCAAUGACACCAUCCACAAUAAUUUACUUAUUGGAAAUCCUGAUGCCACUCGUGAGAAGAUGAUUGAAGUUUGUAAGAUGGCAAAUGCACACGAUUUCAUUAAGAAAAUGCCAAAAGGAUACGAUACACUGAUUGGAGAUGGUGGAGUACAACUCUCUGGAGGACAGAAGCAACGUGUCGCCAUUGCUAGAACUCUUAUUCGUGAUCCAAAGAUUCUACUUCUCGAUGAAGCUACAUCAGCUCUUGAUGCUCAAUCUGAAAGUGUGGUUCAAUCUGCACUGAACAAUGCUGCCAGAGGAAGAACUACUAUUAUGAUUGCACAUAGACUCUCUACAAUCCGUGAAGCUGAUAAAAUUGUCUUCUUCGAGAAGGGAGUCAUUGUGGAAGCUGGAAAUCAUGGGGAGCUAGUUGCACUUGGAGGAAGAUACUAUAAUUUAGUGAAGGCUCAACAGUUCAAACAAGAUCCGGAAGACAUUGAGCUGGAAGCUGAACAAGAGGAUCAGUUUGAUGAGUUUGAGAAGCCAACUAUGUUCACCAGGCAAGUGUCUACUCGGAGUUCAAGAAGUUCAGGAAGAUCUGGUUCCGAUGAGUUCCGCCGAGGAACACUCGCUAACCACUCGUUCGACCGUUUCCGUAAGCCAUCACAUGUUCCAACUGCUGAAGAUGAAGCAUUCGCAUUGAAAGUGAAAGAGACUAUGGAGAAAGAUGAAGAAGUAACUGCUGGAUAUCUUGAUAUUUUCAAAAAUGCUCAUGGAAACUACGGCUACAUGUUCAUUGGGCUUGUGGCCGCGCUUAUCAGAGGGCUCGAUUUGCCAGCAUUUGCAUUAUUGUUGUCUUGGGUGUUUGAAGGUUUUGAAUUUGUCCCGUAUGGAGGAAAAAUGAUGCACCGAUUUGUCAUGUCCGUCAUAGCUCAUUGUGGAGUGGGUCUUGGAAUUUGGUUCUUUCAAACACUGAGUACUGUCAUGUUUGCAAUUGUUUCUGAAAACCUUGGUGUUCGCUUCCGUGUUGACGCUUUCCGGAACCUUCUCUAUCAGGAUUCUGCCUAUUUUGAUAAUCCAGCUCAUGCUCCAGGCAGUUUGAUCACCAGACUUGCCGCGGACCCUCCCAGUGUGAAAGCAGUUGUAGAUGGAAGGAUGAUGCAAGUAAUCUAUGCGUUCUCUGCUGUGGUGGCAUGUGUGACUAUUGGUUUUAUCUAUUGCUGGCAAGUGGCUAUCCUUGGAACGUCACUAAUUUUCUUCUUGGGAUUUGUUAUGUGUGGAUUAGCUUUCAAGAUUACAAUAUUAGCAGUGGAGCAUAUGCAGAAUGAUGAUGCUGGAAAAGUGGCCAUUGAAAUUAUAGAAAAUGUGAAAACGAUUCAACUUUUGACACGAACAAAACGAUUUUUGAAUAGUUACGAGAACGAGUCGAAGAAACGAAAGACAACAGAACUCCGAAAGUCUGUCUUCGAAGCUAUCAACUACAGUAUCACCCAAAACUUCAUGUAUUACAUGUCGUGUUUCUGUUUUGCACUGGCCAUCAGAGUUAUUAACGAAGGAGAUCAGCCAGUUGACAAGACAUUCAGAAGUCUUAUGGCAAUGAUGUUAUGUUGCGAAGGAAUCAUUCUGUCCGCUCAAUUCUUCCCACAAUUUGUUGGAGCCAAGUCAGCAGCAGGACAAAUGUUCAAUUUAAUCUACCGUAAACCUCAGACAGGAGAUGUAAAAACUGGAUCUCAGCCGGAAAUUCGUGGAAACAUUCUAUUCGAAAAUGUCAAGUUUUCUUACCCUCAACGACCACAUCAACCAGUAAUGAAAACCUUGCAAUGGACUGCUCUCCGAGGACAAACUGUUGCAAUUGUGGGACCAUCUGGAUCAGGGAAAAGUACAUGCAUUAGUAUGCUCGAGCGGUUCUAUGACGUCACUGGAGGUGCACUCCGAAUUGAUGGACAGGAUAUCCGGACCAUGUCUUUGUAUCAUUUGAGAACACAAAUGGCUUUGGUUGGACAAGAGCCAAGACUAUUUGUUGGAACGAUUCGAGAGAAUAUAUGUCUUGGAUUGAAGGAUGUGCCACUUGAGAAAAUAAAUCAAGCACUGGAACUUGCCAAUGCUAAUCGGUUCCUGGGAAAUUUGCCAGCUGGAAUAGAUACCGAGGUUGGAGAAAGAGGAGGACAACUAUCUGGAGGUCAGAAACAAAGAAUUGCUAUUGCCAGAGCAUUAGUUCGUGACCCCAAAAUUUUGCUACUCGAUGAAGCGACAUCAGCAUUGGAUUCGGAGUCUGAAAAGGCAGUACAAGAAGCUCUCGAUCGUGCUCGAGAAGGUCGAACAUGCAUUACCAUCGCACAUCGGCUGUCUUCGAUUCAAAACUCCGAUCUUAUUGUCUACAUCGACGACGGACGAGUUCAAGAAGCGGGAACUCACAACGAGCUGAUGCAUAUGAAGGGAAAAUAUUUCGAGCUCAUUAAGAAACAAGACCUUGCAAUUUGA
Molecule: messenger RNA, 4005 nt
Organism: Caenorhabditis briggsae
Lineage: Eukaryota; Metazoa; Nematoda; Chromadorea; Rhabditida; Rhabditidae
Gene: Cbr-pgp-13
Product: Protein CBR-PGP-13
Exons: 10
Coding region: 1-4005 (1334 amino acids)
Biological process (GO): transmembrane transport
Cellular component (GO): membrane
Molecular function (GO): ATP binding; ATP hydrolysis activity; ABC-type transporter activity
Source: RefSeq, a predicted model, not a curated record